AUGAUUCAUCCCACAGUGUUGUACUUGACACUCAGCAUCGCGCUUCUGGUGAUCGCAGUAAUUGUCCACGUUCGCAGCUCAAACCUCUCCCUCGCCAUCGCCCCGGCCGUCUCCAUAAUCACCAUCAUUCUCCCCAUCGUCGGAUUCCUCAACACAGCAUGCUAUCCUAGCUUCCGACGCACUACCAAGUCCUCUCCAAGCCGUGUGGCCCAGCUUGGUCCCUUGGUAGUCCAAGUCCUGCAGGCACUCAUCACCACCAUCCUUGCAACACUACUCCUCGAGCGUGUCAUACCAUCUGGCGUAACGAAUUGUGUGAUGGAGAACCAAUGGAUGAGCAUGUUUCGUUCCCAUGAUGCAGGUGGUAUACGUAGAAUCCAGGAUGCUUUUGACUGUUGCGGAUUCAACUCAGUUCGUGACCGGGCGUACCCUUUUCCUGGCACAGCGCCGAGUACCUGUGCUGCCACUUACGGACGAAGAACAGCCUGUCGUGAGCCAUGGCAGGGAGCGUUGCAGACCAAUGCACUAGCAGACUUUGCUGUUGUCGUAGGUGUCGGACUGAUACAAAUAAUGGGUCUUUUCGUCGUCCCAGAAAGCGGAAACUGGCGCAAUGCCUGGGGCGUUAACCGUUUUGGAGAAAGGAACCAGCAGAGCGAAAGUCGUCAACCGCUUCUGAUUGACAGAGAAAGAGAUGUCGUUGAGGAGGAAGAGACAGAGCCUGAGCAGCCAGGGGGGGAGUCGCAGGGCUACGGAAGUCUGAACGUGAACGUGUCUGGCUCUAGAGUUGUACCUUCGUCUGUUGCUGAGCGAAACAACUGGGCCGACGAAUGA
Fusarium pseudograminearum CS3096 is the source of this 828-nucleotide messenger RNA. RefSeq lists its product as uncharacterized. Bases 1 to 828 code for a protein of 275 amino acids. The record is from RefSeq and is a predicted model, not a curated record. The transcript has 4 exons. Gene Ontology annotation, cellular component: membrane. NCBI's taxonomy places the organism in Eukaryota, Fungi, Ascomycota, Sordariomycetes, Hypocreales, Nectriaceae.